Fusarium venenatum is the source of this 2052-nucleotide messenger RNA. RefSeq lists its product as uncharacterized. Lineage: Eukaryota; Fungi; Ascomycota; Sordariomycetes; Hypocreales; Nectriaceae. Gene Ontology annotation, biological process: positive regulation of transcription by RNA polymerase II. The record is from RefSeq and is a predicted model, not a curated record. Gene Ontology annotation, cellular component: nucleus. Gene Ontology annotation, molecular function: transcription cis-regulatory region binding; DNA-binding transcription factor activity, RNA polymerase II-specific; zinc ion binding.
AUGCCAGAUCGCGUCGUGAGAAGACGCAACGUCAAGACCCGCAAUCGCAAUGGCUGUUCGACGUGCCGAGCUCGGCGGUUAAAGUGUGAUGAGAAAAAGCCCGAGUGCAAUAAUUGCACUAGACUGAGUAUCCCGUGCGGCGGCUACGCGCCAAAGAUCAUAUUCAAAGACCAGACAAAGCUGUUCCACCAAGACUCGCUUAGACGGACAAGGUCUGGUCAGAGGUUGGGUGACUCCGAGUCAGUUGUUGACUUGGAACAACAAGAUGAAGUCGAAGAUAGCUUCCAGAUCCCUGAAGAACAAAGCCCACCUCAGGAAUUUCUCGCGUCGUUUGUUCCAGCAACGGAUCUACAGAACGAUGCCAUCCAGACUCAGAGCCCCAUAUAUCACGUCGGACAACCGAAUGACGCGCUUCACUCCUCACGUACCUUGUCAAGCCCAGAGAUAUCGUCAACAUGGGAUCCAAGAUUAAUCCGUGGUGCUGCUCUGGUCACCACAGCCAACACACCAGCAAGCGAUCAUCAUGAACCUGCGUCGUAUAUGGUGUCGCCAGUGAUUACACCCGGUACAUCAUCUCACACCCCGUUUGCGUACGCAACUCCCAGUUUUUCGUCUCCUCAAUUUCCCCAUCAGGAUGGCAUACCCGAAACGACCAGGGCAGACAAGUUCUUCGGCAUCAAAGUGUCCCCGAUGAUACCCCACGGUCUAUUCGAAAGUAUGAAGUUUCCAGAGGACAUGCUAUAUUACCAUCAUCUACGCGACACUGGACCUUAUGGAGUCCUCUCAGUCCUGUACCUGAACGACAUCCUUGACGCUGAAUACUUAAACGGAUCAUUUUACCACGCCGCACUCGCACUUUCUGCUCUCAAAAUAUCAAAGUCUGACGCUCAUACUCACCUUCGCAACCAAGCAUCGAUACAUGCACUGGAACAUUUUGUUGUAGCGCUUGGAGACAUUGGCAAGAUUGAGGUAGAAGACAUCAACACCCCGAGUAAUGCAGAAAAUCCAAGGAAACGAGAAAAUGCUGUUUCUUGGUUGAGUACUGUCUUGUUACUAGCCCACUUUGAGUUGAAGCGUGGACAGAUGAGAUUAUGGUGUGUUCAUGGUCGCGCAGCUGUUGACUUUCUCUCCACGCACUUAAGUCUCGUGCGAGCUACAGAUAUUGGCGAAUGCCUCGUUCGCGCGUUUUCGCGAAUAGCGGCUCUGCUAGUUAUCUAUGAGCGCACACAUUCCAUCCAGAAACAGGCAAUUUCCCCAGAAGUGUCCAGCUCUCUGAUUGAACUACUUGCUUCGUCGAAUUUACCCUAUGAUAGACUUCUUUAUAUAGGUCCGAGGGUGAAUGCUCUGGAGGAGGAGUGGAGAGCCAAUCUAAGACCUGACGCGACGUGGAAUGAGCGUGUUGAUAAACUCAGAAUUGAGCUUGAAGAAUGGCGACAAAGUUUACCGCCAGAAGAAAUCCCAGCGUUUGGCGAUGAGGACGAGUUGGAAGGACAGCCUGUUGACAUAAAACCGCUAACAAUAUUGACAUCCUACGAACCCGUCAGAGCAGCGACAAACUACGCACACUACCUUGUUCAAAUGCUACGAGUAGACAUGAUGUAUUCAUCCAAAGCAUAUCACAAUAUCACUCCUGUCGAAUCAGCGUCUACCAUUCGCAAAAUUUGUCGGCUCACCUUGGGUCUCCCAUAUACUCUGUGCGUCAGCGUCAACAAUUAUGGCCACGGUAUGCUUCCGGCCAUGUUGGAUGCUUAUCACAUGGCGGACGGUAGCAUGAGGGAUUGGAUCAAGAAAUGGGUAUCCUCGCGACCUGAUACGCGAGAGGGAAUAUGGGAUAUUGGGCGUGUGCAAAAGUUAAUUGCCUAUUUAGACAGAGAGUACACGGGACAGGGGUCUAGAGCGGACUGGACAGUUAUUAAGACGAGAAUGAUUGAUGAAGAAGAUGGUGGUCAGGAAGAGAGAGAUGACGCGAUGGAUGACACGACGAAUUUCUGCGUUGAGAUUUACUCAAAGGGGAAGAGAGGUUGGAGCAUGGACUUUGUUGAAAUUGAGUGA